AUGUCGGCGACCCAGGUGACGGCGGGCGGGAUUGCACUGAGCUAUGGCUACUUCAAGUUUACGCCGUACAGGCACCCCGCCGCUCGUUGGUCGACUAGACAUACUCACCUGGAAGGAAGCCAUCGAGCCCAGCUGAUCAGCUUUGCUCGAGGCACCGUGGCGAUGCCGGAGGACCCCAACCUGCGAGCGGAGUUUCGCGCCAUUCAGUUGUUAACCUUCAGACUCAUCUCGCGGUGCUGCUCGCCAGGCGUGCAGAUCGCCUUGAAGUGGUGCCGAGAGUACCUCGACACCGGCCACCGGGCGUGGCACUUCAUCGAGUCGACGUACCAGGCAAACUACGUCGCCCCGGCGAAGCAGGGUGGCCGACCGGGACAACGUGGGCAGUCUCGCGGCGGCGGAAGCAGCGGGUGGAAGUCGGCGAAGGACGCAGACACGAAGAAGUCGGCCAAAGACAGCGGUCGAGGAGGAGUAAAUCGGCGUCGGGAGUGCUGCAUCUGCCAUAGCCCCGACCACCUCUCCUUCGAGUGUCCCGACCGCGGUGACUUCAACGACGACGACACCAAGGGAGGCCGAGGGAGGUCUGGUAGUCAUCGUCAAUGUCGAGGAAAUCAACCGCGCAGGGAGAAACAGUCGAACAAGUCGACCUCGGCAAAGGACGUCGACUCCUCUGUUGGCGGCAAAGGGCGGGACAACACGGAGGCGUCAUGCUUGCUGGUCAGCGUCGUGGAGCCGACCAUCUCGCUGGCGCGGGAGGCCGGCGAGGACUUCCAGGCAGUGGCAGCGGCUGUGCAGGCGAACUUGGCGGUAGUCCUGCUCGACAGCAGCUGCUCGCACCAUCUGAUGGGGACGAAGGAGGCCUUCAUCGACCUGCAGCCGAGCGGCGACGUCAAGCACGUGCACGGCUUCAAUGGGGCACUGCAGGAUCUGAAAGAGAAAGGCGUGAAGCUGCAGGAGGACGGCGACGGGAUGUCGCUCGUCUCGGUGGCGGGAGACGUCCUCGGUCGGGCGUCCUACACCGGCCAAGUCCUUUGCACCGACCUGCGUCCCUACUCAACGAGGUCGACGUCGCCCACGACGGAGGUCGUGGUUCUGCGGGCGAUUGUCUCGGCGACGACGUGGACGCCGGACAGGCUGCAUGCGAGGCUUGCACACGUAGGCAUGGACACCAUACAGAGCUCAGCGAAGCACGAGGUCGCUGCUAGGCUGGACCUCAAGUCAGCGUCGGGCGCUGACUCACCGUGUGUCUCGUGUGUUGGCGGGAAGCUGGCGUGGCACACCUUCCCCGACCAUGGCUCCGACGCCGACGACGUGCUGGCCGUCGUGCACAUCGACUUGUGCAAACCGUUUCGCAUGGCUGUCAAGGACGGGAGCCUGUACUUCUUAUUGCUGAAGGACCGCAAGACCCACUACGUAUGGGUGAGGUCGGUCUCGAAGAAGUCGGACGCGCUGCUGGAGUUCCAGAAGUGCCUGGUGUUGAUGGAGCGGCAGGCGAAGAAGUCGGCGCUGAUGCUUCGCUCUGGCCGAGGAGGGGAGUUUCUCGGCCGGGCUUUCACCGACUUCGUGGACGCCAAGGGGAUCGUCCACGACCUUACCUGCCCGUACACCCCACAGCAGAACGGCAUGGCGGAGCGGGAAAUGAGAACAGUGCGGACAAUGUUGCUGCACAUGGGCGUGCAGCACCACUGGUGGCACCUCGCUCUGCGGCAGGCCUUCCUUGUCCCCGAGCAGCAGCGUGGUGGGAAGCUGAAGCCGAAGGCCAGGUGGGGCCUUCACCUCCGCAUGUCGGAGGAGAGCAAGGUCUGGGAGCUCCUCGACAUGGCCGACAACCGGGUGGUCACCACGUCGGACAUGGUGUUCUACGAGGAUAUGUCGCUGGAGGUAUGGAAGUCGGAGCACGGGCCGGUGUCAGGACGGACGCCGACCACCCCGCCGACUUACACCUCGACGACGACCCUGCCUCUGCUCGCCAAGGACGGUGAGCUUGCUGCUGAGGACGCCGAGGUCGUCUGUCCUCCAUCCCCUUUCCCUCCCCCUACGACCCCUGCCCCUUCCCUCGUGGCCGACCUGCGCGGGCUGCCUCUUGUGUCGGCCUCCGGCGAUGAGGGGAGUAGUAGGCCGUCGCCUUCGGCACCGGCCAAGAGCAUCGCCGGUGGCUGA
Messenger RNA from Closterium sp. NIES-65, 2157 nucleotides. The record is from the annotation of a GenBank genome assembly. Lineage: Eukaryota; Viridiplantae; Streptophyta; Zygnematophyceae; Desmidiales; Closteriaceae.